AUGGAAUUAAAUAGUCUUAAGCAUAUAUUGAAUAAACCAUUUUCUAAUUUAAGUGUCUUUGAUAGAUGGAUACAAUUUCUUCGAUUUUUGCCUUCUUUUCUAGUGAUAUUGUUUGGUUUAGUAGUUUUGGUAGGUCCAAAUGUCUCACCUGUGAGUUUUUAUGUUACAAGAUUUGAUGGGUACUCGGCUGAUAUUUCAAAUGGGCUAUUUACUUAUUUAAAGGCUGCUUCAGAUGUUCCUGCUAUGAAUGGAGAUGAAUAUCAGUUAUCGACUAGUGAGGUAGAGUUAUUUGUAGAUUACUCUUCCAGCAAGGUCAACGGGAUUCCUCAGUAUAUUACUUUAUCUCUUUAUAAGCGUUGUGAUAUUCGAUUUGAUGUUGAAAGUCGUUUUAAUGAUGAUGGUAAUUUAGAGCAAAAAAGAAACUCUACUGAGUCAGAUAUUAAUUGUAUUGAUGUAGGAUCCUCAUAUAUUUUUGAUUAUAGAGAGGCAUUAUUGGAUUUUGGUCUUUAUAUAAUUUUAGAAUUUGCCUAUGAGAAACCUACGGAUCACAAUGCAUCUUCCGAACAAUUGCGCUAUGACAAAAUGAUAGACUCUUUUCGAAGAAAAGAAUCGCUGGCGGUUAACAUGUUAAUAGUCGUAUUGUCGGUUGAAGCUGUAAUCAUUGUAUUGACCAUAUGGUAUUAUUGUAUCAAGGGACGUUCAAUCGAUACAAUCAAGGAGAAAAUACUAGUACAUACGAUUUCAACAUUGUCAUUUGUCAACUUAGUCUGUGGAUUGUUAAGUGGCAUUUUAUUUUUCACCAUAAAUUUAAAACUACGAUCAGAUAUUAAUUUUGAAUUAUCGCCAUUUGGUUUUAGUUUCCAUUUGGGGAAGUCAUGGCAUGGUUGUCUUGGGGUACUUCUAAUCAUGAUAGUCAUGUCCUGUUUCAUGUGGUCAGGUAUCGAAUGGUGUAUUGCCGACACAACUGCACCAGAUACUGUAGAUGCCGCAGAUACACAUAUCUUAAAAUUCAAUAAAGGUGUCUUCACAGACGUCAAUGAACCAACAGCGUUGAAUCCAACGUCCGAUGAACUUGAAGAACAAGCACCAGAUAUGAACAAAAUAGACAUAUUUUCAGAUGACAAUGCAUUAGAUGAGAACAGAGAAAGCUUCGAAUUACAAGAACUCACAAGAAUGUCUUCUAGUUCUGACGAGUUUGAUGCCAAACCGAUUGAACCAUCAUCAACUAUGCGUUUUUAA
Messenger RNA from Vanderwaltozyma polyspora DSM 70294, 1239 nucleotides. RefSeq names its product Ecm7p (gene ECM7). The record is from RefSeq and is a predicted model, not a curated record. Gene Ontology annotation, biological process: fungal-type cell wall organization. Gene Ontology annotation, cellular component: plasma membrane; cell cortex of cell tip. Bases 1 to 1239 code for a protein of 412 amino acids. The transcript has a single exon. Lineage: Eukaryota; Fungi; Ascomycota; Saccharomycetes; Saccharomycetales; Saccharomycetaceae.